This is a messenger RNA of Magnolia sinica, 1166 nucleotides long. RefSeq names its product gamma-soluble NSF attachment protein. The transcript has 9 exons. Gene Ontology annotation, molecular function: soluble NSF attachment protein activity; syntaxin binding. Gene Ontology annotation, biological process: intracellular protein transport. The record is from RefSeq and is a predicted model, not a curated record. Gene Ontology annotation, cellular component: SNARE complex; vacuolar membrane. NCBI's taxonomy places the organism in Eukaryota, Viridiplantae, Streptophyta, Magnoliopsida, Magnoliales, Magnoliaceae. The coding region runs from base 110 to 997 and encodes 295 amino acids.
AGGAUAGUAUGCAUUUCCUCGGGCCGUGGAUCCUAUAAAUCUUUUUUUCUUUUUAAAAAAGGGUAGACGAAGGUCUGUAGGAGGAAAGACGAAAAAACAUAGCUCAGCCAUGGCGAAUUCCAAUCCCGAUAAAUUGAUGACGAAAGCUGAUAAAUUAACAAAACUCAGUCUCACAAGGUGGAGUGCUGAUUGGAGGAGUGCCACUGAACUGUAUGAGCAAGCUGCUGUUGCAUUCAGGUUUGCAAAGAACUAUGAGAAAGCGAAAAUAGCAUUUGAAAAGGCCUCAAAAGGGCAGGAGAUGCUCUCAUCACCUUGGGAUGCUGCAAAGCAUAUGGAGUCUGCUGCUGCUCUAGCAAAAGAACUUAGCAGUUGGGGUGAAGUUGCUGACCUUUACAGAAAAGCCUCUGAGUUGUACAACGAGUGUGGUAGAUCACAGCCUGCAUCUGAUGCUCUGGCAAAGGGUGCUCGUGCCCUGGAAGAAGCUAACCCCGAUGAAGCUAUUCGGAUGUAUACCGAUGCUUGUGCCACUCUAGAAGAGGAUGGAAAGGAGCAAAUGGCAUUUGAUUUAUAUCGUGAUGCCACAAGUGUUUACCUUAAACUUGAGAGGUAUACUGACGCUGCUACUUUUCUAUUGAGAUGGGGCUUAUCUGCAGACCAGUGCAAGGCUGUCCACAGUCAAUGCAAGGCGUACCUGAGUGCAAUUAUAGUGUACCUUUAUGCACAUGAUUUCAAGCAAGCACAAAAGUGCUACAAUGACUGUUCUCAGAUAGAUGCUUUUCCGAGCAGCGACCAAGGUCGCGUUGCUAGCAAAUUGCUAUCUGCUUAUGCAGAAGCAGACAUUGAAGAUAUUAAACGUGUUGCUCAGUCGAGCACCAUUUCAAAUCUCGAUCACAUGAUCAUUCGGCUUGCAAGGAAACUACCAACAGGUGAUAUGAGUUCGCUUGAGAUAGAAAGAGCUGAGGAAGAAGAGCCUCUUGAUGAAAACGACCUCACCUAGCUUCUCUCCCUCAAUUAGCACUGCCAAGAACAGAAUCUCCUCCACCCAUGAAACGCAAGAUAUUUUAUGGAAGAGCAUUAUAGUUUACAACCAACACUAUUACUCCGGGCUUGUAUUUCAUUCACAAGAAGCUUUUGACAUGUAAAAAAGAAAAAAGAAAAAAGAAGAA